Molecule: messenger RNA, 2102 nt
Organism: Triticum aestivum (bread wheat)
Lineage: Eukaryota; Viridiplantae; Streptophyta; Magnoliopsida; Poales; Poaceae
Product: protein PECTIC ARABINOGALACTAN SYNTHESIS-RELATED
Exons: 11
Coding region: 62-1783 (573 amino acids)
Source: RefSeq, a predicted model, not a curated record
GCACGCUGAAACAGGCACUACACUCCCACUCUCGUCUCGCACCGCGCCGCCGGCGGAAGAGAUGGCGGAGCUUCGGCACUCGACGGCGGCGGCGGCCGCCCGCGCAUCCAACUCUCCGGCAAAGCGCGACUCCGACGCGUCCUCCGCCUCCUCCCCAUUCGCUUCCACCUCCGCCGCCCGCGGCCGCGACGACGACGGCAAGGACGCCCACCGCUCCUCACCUCUCCUCCCGCACCACCAUCACCACAAGCAGCUCCUUCCGUCCCCCCUCCGCUCCCUCCUCGCCCUCGACGAGCCCAGGCCCCCCACCGCCUCCCUCUCCUACCGGAUCUUGCUCGCCGUCCUCGCGCUCCUCCUGCUCGCGGCCCUCUUCUCCGCGCCCUCCCUCUGGUCCCGCUUCAACGUGCCCUACUUGUGCCAGAAGGAGGGGAUCACGCUGCAUUGCCCUCAGACGAAGGAGCCUCUCUCACUGUGGGAGAACCCGCGUGCUGCCACCGCGUCCUGGAAGCCCUGCGCAGAGCGUCGAAGUGAUGAGCCCUCAGAUGUUCCACCUGAGAAGGAAACCUCUGGGUAUAUUUUUAUUCAUGCCGAGGGUGGACUGAACCAGCAACGAAUAGCUAUAUGUAAUGCUGUUGCAAUUGCUAAGAUAAUGGAAGCAACACUUAUUUUGCCAGUUCUGAAGCAGGACCAAAUAUGGAAAGACCAGACUAAAUUUGAAGAUAUCUUCGAUGUGGAUCAUUUUAUAAACUAUCUGAAGGACGACGUACGCAUUGUCCGAGACAUCCCUGACUGGUUCACAGAAAAAGAUGAACUCUUCACCAGUAUAAAUGUGGUCUAUGACAGGCGUACCGUGAAGAACAUCCCAAAGUAUGCAUCUGCACAGUUUUACAUUGAUAAUGUACUUCCAAGGAUCAAAGAGAAAACAAUAAUGUCUAUUAAGCCAUUUGUCGACAGGUUGGGGUAUGACAAUGUUCCGAUGGAGAUUAACCGACUAAGAUGCAGAGUUAAUUAUCACGCCUUAAAGUUCUUACCCCAUAUUGAAGAAAUGGCCGAUAAGCUGGCAACACAGAUGAGGAACCGAACUAGCAGCGGGAAUCCAUACAUGGCCCUUCAUCUGAGAUAUGAGAAAGGAAUGGUGGGCCUGUCCUUUUGUGAUUUUGCUGGAACACGUGAGGAGAAAGUGAUGAUGGCAGCUUAUAGACAGAAAGAAUGGCCACGGCGCUUUAAGAAUGGAUCUCACCUGUGGCCAUUAGCAUUACAAAAGAGAAAAGAAGGGCGUUGCCCCCUUGAGCCUGGUGAGAUAGCUGUGAUCCUGCGAGCACUGGGAUACACAAGGGAAACACAGAUAUAUGUUGCAUCAGGGCAAGUGUACGGUGGCAAAAACAGGAUGGCUCCCCUCAGAAACAUGUUCCCCAACUUGGUGACCAAGGAGGAGUUGGCGAGCACGGCGGAGAUGGAGCACUUCCGGAAGCACGUGACGAGCCUGGCGGCGCUGGACUUCCUGGUGUGCCUCAAGUCGGACGUGUUCGUGAUGACGCACGGCGGCAACUUCGCCAAGCUCAUCAUGGGGGCGCGGCGCUACAGCGGGCGCCACCGGCUCAAGUCCAUCAAGCCCGACAAGGGGCUCAUGUCCAAGUCCCUCGGCGACCCGUACCUGGCCUGGGCCUCCUUCACCGAGGACGUCGUCAUCUCGCACCAGGCCCGCGGCGGCCUCCCCGAGCCCACCUUCCCCGGCUACGACCUCUGGGAGAACCCCCUCACCCCCUGCAUGUGCAGAGCAUGAGACAGACCAGAGUAGCGGCAGACGAAUGACAAGCCACUGCUAAGCUAGCUAUAGCGCUUUCGUUGAUGUCCUCCUGAUUUUGUUCAUACGACACUACUACUAGCAAUAGGUGCUCCUGCGGCCUUGGCUAUCUAAGUUUUUGUGUUGUGUAGAUUAUCAGAAUUCAGUAGUGGUUCACCGGAUAGAUUGGUGCUUUCACGCACGGCGCAGAGGCGCGGUUUAUCGAAACAGAUAUUGCGUUCUUGGCUGAUUAAUCGUGCGAUAAAACCCCACGAGAAACAAAAGGGAAAUGCUGAUUAUUCAGAUAUCGUAUUCUUGA